AUGAGAUCACAUAGUUCAGGAAAUGAAAAGAAAUUGGUCAAAAAAACUGCAUUAAUUUUAUUUAUCGUGAAUCUUCUGAUACGGAAAAUACACAAAGGAAAACAAGAAUAUUACAACCAGCGUUUUACUCACUUCUUAUGCUCCAAUAUAUCAUUGCAAAGUGCCGAAUAUUACUGGUAUAAAGUAUGUAAUAUGGGAACUGUACACAUAUAUGGCCAAAAAAAAUCAGUUUACAUGAUUUCAAUAAAGAUAUAUGAUCAAAUAGGAACUUACCCCCAUGUUGAAGUAAGAGACCCGCCAUUGAAGUGUAAUAACACUGGCAGAUUAGAACUACAUGCGACGAGGCAAUCCUCAUCUCAAUUAAUUACGCAUCAUAAUGAACAACGUUAUGCACAGUUGGACUGUCACGCAAAAACACGCUAG
Molecule: messenger RNA, 423 nt
Organism: Echinococcus granulosus
Lineage: Eukaryota; Metazoa; Platyhelminthes; Cestoda; Cyclophyllidea; Taeniidae
Exons: 3
Coding region: 1-423 (140 amino acids)
Source: RefSeq, a predicted model, not a curated record